GCCCUCCCUGCUAAGUUAUCCUCUUGUCUAAUGUCUACUUUACACCCAUUGCAUGUACGUAUUUUUGUAUAAUCAUUACCCUAUAUAUAUAAAUGGCUGAAAAUAAUUCGAGGCGGAGGAGGGAAUUGCAAGUUGCCUCUCUUUUUUGGCUGACACAGCCCCGGGGGUGACUCUACAGUUGACUGCAAGAGUCAAUCAAACACAAGAAGAUAGAGAGAAACAUCAUGGAUUGUACUUUUGUUACUGGAUUCUGUUGAUUUCUAGUGUUAUGUCUUAUGUUACUUGGUUUUGUUGCUGACUUCGAUUUGGAUAUGGGUUUUAAGUGAUUUUCAUGUUUUGAUCAGCCAGACACUCUAUUGUGCUACUGGAUUCCAAAAUUUAAAUUUAUGGUUAGUGCUUGAAGGAUCUUUGAGGCAAGAAAUACUCCAAGACGCCUUUACCAGCACAUUAAUCUCAUUGGAAAGGAUGUGGCAUUUCUAGCAUUAUAACUCAAGGAACAACAAUGAAUACCUACAGGGUUUUGGAGCCUACACUUAAGGAUAUACUUAACGGGAUCCAACCUUUACGGGAGGAUUGGGUGGUGCGAUUUAAAGUCAUUGAAGAGUUGGAAGAUGUUGUUAAAUCUGUGGAAAGUCUGAGAGGUUCUACCGUGGAGCCAUUUGGAUCAUUUGUGUCAAAUCUCUUCACUCGAUGGGGAGACUUGGAUAUCUCAAUUGUGUUAUCUAAUGGUUCUUAUAUCUCAUCUGCUGGGAAGAGGCGCAAACAAAACUUGCUAGAGGAUGUUUUGAAAGCUUUGAGACAGAGAGGUGGAUGGCAGAGGUUGCAAUUUAUCCCAAAUGCAAGGGUUCCCAUUUUAAAAUUCGAGAAUGCUUCCAUCUCUUGCGAUGUUUCAAUUGAUAACAUGCAGGGUCUAAUGAAGUCCAAGUUCUUGUUCUGGAUCAAUGAGAUAGAUAGGCGUUUUCGUGAUAUGGUCCUACUGGUCAAGGAAUGGGCCAAAACUCACAAUAUAAAUAAUCCAAAGACUGGGUCAUUGAACUCGUACUCUCUCAGUUUGCUUGUCAUAUUCCAUUUUCAGACUUGUGUGCCUGCCAUUUUACCUCCCCUUAAAGAAAUUUACCCAAGAAAUGUUAUUGAUGAUCUUACAGGUGUGAGGACUGAUGCAGAAAGACGUAUUGGAGAAAUAUGUGCUGCUAAUAUAUCUAGAUAUAGAUCAAACAAAUCCAGAGCAAUUAAUCGAAAUUCUUUGUCUGAGCUUUUCAUUUCAUUCCUUACAAAGUUCUAUGACAUAAGUUCAAAGGCCACAGAGCUAGGAAUUUGUCCAUUUACGGGGAAGUGGGAAGAAAUCAGAAGCAACACGAGAUGGCUGCCCAGAACUUACGCAUUAUUUAUCGAGGAUCCCUUUGAGCAGCCAGAAAAUACUGCACGAGCUGUGAGUGCUGCAAACCUAAUGAAGAUAUCUGAAGCUAUUCAGACAACCCACCAUAGACUUGUGACGGCUAACCAGAAUCAGAUUUCUUUCUUGGGCAUGUUAGUCAGGCCACGAAUAUCACGUAUUAUUGCAGGAACACCAGCUAGUAACUCAAGCUAUACUGCUGGUCACCAAGUCAGAAUUCCAGUUGGGACCCCAAGCUACACAUCUGUUCACCGUGUCAGGACUCCAGUUGGGACCUCAAGCUACAUGGCUGGCCAGCAUAUUACAACUCGUUCACAAACUAGCAGGUCCGUGUAUUCACCAUCACAAGCACAGUUUCAAACUCUCAAUAUAAGUCCGGCAAGUCAUCCCAGCAAUUUGAGCUCCCAAACUCUCAAUAUAAGACCGGCAAGUCAUACCAGCAAUUUGAGCUCCCAAAGAAUGGGAAGCGGUUCAAGGAAUUCUACCAAUGAAAGACAGGAAAAUCAGACAAUCAAUUCAACCAGGCAAAGAUAUGUGCCACAUUAUCACAUUCAAGGGCAGCCAGCAUGGAGGCCUAAAUCAGAUCAAUAGAGUUUCCAGCAGUUCUCAUAUUGAAAGUUUCUACCAUGUUGUUGUGAAGAAAGUAGUAUCGUGCAGCUGUUUGAGCGUUUCCGAAGUAUUUUAGCGGUCCCUAGGUUAUGUGGUUGAUGCCUAGUCACUGGACUUAUCAGUGUGUGAUCAUUGUUUGAACCAUCACCAUCAGCAUCCAUCUCGGGAAACUAUUUUUAGAUUGUAAGUGCACGACUGUUUCUUGCAUUCGAUUGAAAUGAGAGAUGCCAUAUCUUCCUGGUAUAAACAAACAAUACCGGAGCAUAUCUUUUUACCA
Populus trichocarpa (black cottonwood) is the source of this 2279-nucleotide messenger RNA. RefSeq names its product protein HESO1. Gene Ontology annotation, molecular function: RNA uridylyltransferase activity. Lineage: Eukaryota; Viridiplantae; Streptophyta; Magnoliopsida; Malpighiales; Salicaceae. The coding region runs from base 503 to 1984 and encodes 493 amino acids. The record is from RefSeq and is a predicted model, not a curated record. The transcript is spliced from 11 exons.